Messenger RNA from Trichoderma breve, 1191 nucleotides. Its product is annotated as calcineurin-like phosphoesterase domain-containing protein. Bases 1 to 1191 code for a protein of 396 amino acids. Gene Ontology annotation, molecular function: protein serine/threonine phosphatase activity. The record is from RefSeq and is a predicted model, not a curated record. Gene Ontology annotation, cellular component: cytoplasm. Lineage: Eukaryota; Fungi; Ascomycota; Sordariomycetes; Hypocreales; Hypocreaceae. Gene Ontology annotation, biological process: peptidyl-serine dephosphorylation; G1/S transition of mitotic cell cycle. The transcript has 4 exons.
AUGACGACAAGUGUUCCUCGACCUGGCCCCGCCAACCUGGGCCCCAAUGCUGGGCUGGACGAGUGGCUGGAGGAGGCCAAGCAGUGCCACUAUCUGCCCGAGAGGGCCAUGAAGGAGCUGUGUGAAAAGGUCAAGGAGAUCUUGAUGGAGGAGUCCAACAUCCAGCCCGUCUGCACGCCCGUCACCGUAUGCGGCGACAUCCACGGCCAGUUCUACGACCUGCUCGAGCUUUUCCGCGUCGCCGGUGGCAUGCCGGGCGAGACAAACGUCCAGGCGCCCAAGUCAGCAACCGCAGUCAUCACCUCGGAGGACAUCGAGCCCCCGACCGAAAUCACAAACCCGAAGCUGAGGAAGAAGCUAAAGUCUCCCGGAGGCGGGGCCGAUUCGGGCGACGCUGAAGGCGACGAGGACGGAGAGGAAGAGCAGCAGGGAGCCGCCGAUGUGCCCGCUGUGAAUACAGUCGCGUCUUCGCAGAGCGCGGAGACUCGCUUUGUCUUUCUUGGAGACUACGUCGAUAGAGGAUACUUUAGCUUGGAGGCGUUUACAUUGCUCAUGUGCUUGAAGGCAAAAUACCCAGACCGCAUUGUUCUCGUCAGAGGAAACCACGAAUCUCGUCAAAUCACACAAGUCUACGGCUUCUACGAAGAAUGCCAGCAGAAAUAUGGCAACGCAUCCGUAUGGAAGGCAUGCUGUCAUGUCUUUGAUUUCCUUGUUCUCGCCGCUAUAGUUGACGGAGAGUUGCUCUGCGUCCACGGUGGUUUGAGUCCCGAGAUUCGGACUAUUGAUCAGAUUCGGGUCGUUGCCCGUGCCCAGGAAAUUCCUCAUGAAGGAGCCUUUUGCGACCUCGUGUGGUCAGAUCCUGACGACAUAGAUACAUGGGCUGUGAGCCCUCGAGGAGCCGGAUGGCUAUUUGGAGACAAGGUGGCCACCGAGUUUAACCACGUAAACGGCCUAAAAUUGAUUGCGCGGGCACAUCAACUUGUGAAUGAAGGCUACAAAUAUCAUUUUGACGAAAGCUCUGUCGUAACAGUCUGGUCGGCUCCCAACUACUGCUAUCGAUGCGGCAACGUCGCGUCAAUAAUGACAGUGGACAACGACCUGGCUCCCAAGUUUAGCAUAUUUUCUGCGGUUCCCGAUGACCAGCGGCAUGUACCUGCAAGCCGUAGAUCGCCGGGCGACUACUUUUUGUGA